Fusarium mangiferae is the source of this 558-nucleotide messenger RNA. RefSeq lists its product as uncharacterized. NCBI's taxonomy places the organism in Eukaryota, Fungi, Ascomycota, Sordariomycetes, Hypocreales, Nectriaceae. The record is from RefSeq and is a predicted model, not a curated record. The transcript has a single exon. Bases 1 to 558 code for a protein of 185 amino acids.
AUGUCCCCCAUCAUGCUCGUCAAGCUCAAAACAUCCAACACGCCAAACAUGGCAAUACUCAAACUCUACGACCGACGGUUUGGAUCUUCGCUUCGGAGGAGAAAGAAAGGCAAACAACUUCCGUGCCGUGUUCAAGACGAAGCUGCUUUUCGCUCUUUCGUCGAUGGUGGCGAUAUCGGUCCUUCCAUGGGUGAGAUGGAAAAGGAUCGUCACACGGAGCUACUCCCCAACUCGGCGGCUGAUUGGAGACUGGAGACUGGGGGACAAGCCAAGUUUGAAGCGGCUUUGUGGUGGGAGGCCAGAACGCACUUUGAGACGGAGGUUGAGGCGUACAAGCGUCUCAAGGAUCUCCAGGGCGUUUUCAUUCCCCGUCUGUGUGCCUCUGUUCGCUUCUCACCUAUUAGUUCUAGCGCCAGCAAAGACAUCGAUUAUUACUAUACUGUCAUCGGUAUUCUUCUCCAGUUCAUUCCCGGAUGGAGCCUCUGGGAUCUGCCCGAAUCACCCUCCUCGCUAACCUCGCAGCGGGAAUGGACCUCGAUCGUGCAGCGCGUUGUUUAA